GUAAUUCCGCCGUCGUGGUGACUAAUUUAACUCGCGACACAAAGAAAAUGCUCAAAAGUGAAAUACCUUGAAACAUCCUCCCAUGUAGAGGGUGUCAGGUGGCCCGAAAAUAGCCACUUCCCAUUCGAAAAGAUUGUCUUCGUUGACAAGUUUGACGCAGAAGCCUUCAACGGGCUCCUCCUGGAGACUCUUGUACUCGACUGCGAGGGCUCGAAGGGCGCUGCUCGUGGCCUUCGUCGUUGCCAUUUUCUCACAAUCACACGAUUGUCCGUUUGGGAAAUUCAACGCAAUUCGACGUUGUGUCCACUCUACGACGCCAUUAAACACUAAACCAAAAUAAACCCGAGCUGGACUUCACGACUGGGGCGACUUUUCACGCAAUUUCCUUCGGGAAAUUCUACCACUGGCACGUCACUUCCACUCUAGCACCACUUCCACGGGCCCAAUCACCAGCUCUCCUGGGAUGGAAUAAUAAAGGACUUGCAACUUGGACAAAACAGCUGAUGCUAAACUACAUUUCGAGAUGUUCAUUUCGCCGUUUCCCCAUUCCUGGUCGUGUUUGCAGCAGCAAAUUCUCCUUGAUGUGCCAAUGCCCGGCCUAUUUUCGCUUUUCGAAACUAACCUCAAACUUGACGAUAAGACAGGAUGUUUGUCGUCGCAACUCUUCCGAAAGUGGCCCCCCGUCCAACAAACUGCCACCACUCAUGGAAUUUCCGAAAAUAACGUGGCCUUCAUUAAUAAAGUCGAUUAGGAAUUUCAUUUUGGCCACCUUCAUCAUAAAGCCCUACUUGGACCGAGACUUCAACUUGCCCGAUUUCGUCGUCGGAUCGAAAAAGGCUGUGGAGGUGGUGUCGAAAAAGAUUGCUGAGGGGGAUGUUAAAGCCUUGGAGGGGUUAGUCACCGAGGAUAUAUUGCCCACUUUGCAAAGGGCGGUGACCCUCAUGUCGCUGUCGCAGAGAGAGCAAAUUGCUGUGGAAAUCGACGACAUAUAUUUUAGUUUUCCAUACCAGAUAGGAGUUAUGUUUAAUGAAGACAAUGAUCAAAAGAGGUUCGUGGAAAUUACAAUGGUUUUUCAUGCCCUUAAAGGGUUAGCACUGAUGAAGUCACGUGGGGAGGAGCCGCCCUUGAACAUGGGCAUGUUGCCUGAAUACCAGCACCGUAUUUCCAUAUGCAACUAUCGAUUCAUUAAGGAAUUUACCAAAGGAGUUGAAAGUGACUGGACCGUUAAUUUACUCAAUCAUUUUAAACCAAUUGAUGAAGUGCAAGAAUAAAUAAUCUGUUAGUUAAAUGGUUUUUUAUCCAUUUACCCCAAAAAUGUACAAAUAAAACGUUUCAACA
Molecule: messenger RNA, 1338 nt
Organism: Tribolium madens (black flour beetle)
Lineage: Eukaryota; Metazoa; Arthropoda; Insecta; Coleoptera; Tenebrionidae
Product: m-AAA protease-interacting protein 1, mitochondrial-like
Exons: 4
Coding region: 504-1271 (255 amino acids)
Biological process (GO): protein insertion into mitochondrial inner membrane from matrix; inner mitochondrial membrane organization
Cellular component (GO): mitochondrial inner membrane
Molecular function (GO): ribosome binding
Source: RefSeq, a predicted model, not a curated record